Molecule: messenger RNA, 633 nt
Organism: Debaryomyces fabryi
Lineage: Eukaryota; Fungi; Ascomycota; Pichiomycetes; Serinales; Debaryomycetaceae
Exons: 1
Coding region: 1-633 (210 amino acids)
Molecular function (GO): peptidyl-tRNA hydrolase activity
Source: RefSeq, a predicted model, not a curated record
AUGUCAAUAAUAGCAGAGAAACAGUUCAUCAUUUUCUCUAUUGGAAAUCCUGGGCCUAUCAAUAGACACUCUACGGGACAUUUAGUAUUGAAAGAAUUGAUUGAAUAUUUUGAUGCAAAGCAACUAGUGAAACCUCUGUCCAAUUCCAUGUACUCUAUGACGGAGAUUGAUAAUUUAGCAUUAGUCAAGUCAAAUAGCUACAUUAAUGAUUCAAGUAAGCUGUUGAAGCAAUAUAUUGAACAGGAGAGAAUAGGUCUAGCACAAGCAGUCUUAGUUAUCCUCUACGAUGAGUUUGAUUUAGACCUAGGAAAGGUUAGAAUAUCACAGUUCAAGAAAAACGAAUCGCACAAUGGAGUCAGAUCUCUAAAGGAAUAUAUAUCUCGUCAGCCUUCUGACCUGAGGGUGUAUAAAUUGGGUAUUGGAAUCGGGCCAAAGCCUUCGAAUGCAACUACAAGUACCAUGUCGUCUUGGGUAUUAUCAAACUAUAAGCCGGAGGAACGGGAAAUUAUAGACAAUGUAAGUAUACCCCUAGCUAUAGAUUAUAUAGAUCAUAUCAUAGAUGCAAAUGGUGAAAUUCCAGAUUGCAGUAAAUUAAAUGCAUCCUUUACGAAGCGAUCAAAAUUACAGGCAUGA